UCAGGAUGCUCGUUACCUGGUGACUCCAGGAAGUGUUUUGUGGCAGCAGGAGUGUGCUGGCAGGAAAGGAGCCUGUGCACGGAGCGAGUUCCUGCUUCCUCCCGGGCACUGGUUGUGUGCGAGGCUUCAUGUGCUGCCUGUGACCCUACUUUGAAGACAUGAUUGACAUAAAGGCCUGGGCCGAGUACAUAGUGGAAUGGGCUGCCAAAGACCCUUACGGCUUUCUAACGACUGUGAUCCUGGCCCUCACCCCGCUGUUCCUAGCGAGUGCAGUACUCUCCUGGAAACUGGCAAAGAUGAUCGAGGCCAAAGAACGAGAGCAGAAGAAGAAACAGAAACGUCAAGAAAAUAUUGCAAAAGCCAAGAGGACGAAGAAAGACUGAGAUACCUGCAGCAGCCAGCUCAUGGCGUCAGAAACUGUCCAGACCCCACGGACACUCUUCCUAUUCACAAUGUCCUCCUGGUAGCAGCGUGCUAGUCAGUAGCUCCAUGUUCUCCUGUAAACUAAUGCUUUCUCCUGCAUUUUUUAAAACAUGAGACUUACAGCUGCGAGUGUCCUGAAAUGUUAUGUUCAUUCAUGGUUUCCAUAUAUAAAAAGGGACUUUGCUUUUUUAAAUGUUGGGCGUUUUUGCACACAGUUUUCUUGUCAUUUUUAAAGUUAAACUAAGGGUUCACGUACAUGGCCAUAUUGGCAAUCUGUGAGUAAGAUGUGGGUACCCAUCGAUGUAUAUGGACCCCUAUUGUACAUCUGGAUUGACCUCUUUAAAUCACAUACCAUACCAUGGGAGUUAUUGUUCCCUAGAAGCAAUGCUUUGGGUCUGUAGUGUACUUACAGUGCUUGUGCUAUUCUUCCCUAGAAGCAAAGGAGAAUAUGGUGGCACCUGGAGUACUUACGGAUCCAUAAUGUGCGCCAGUAGGGACAGGGUCUGCGCACAUAGUUUUGUCUAACACAGUUAAAGGAGUUUUCAGAUAUUCACAUAUUGAUGGCCUAUCCUCAGGAUAAGUCAUCAAUAUCUGAUUGGUAGGAGUCCGACUCCUGGGACCCCAGUCGAUCAUCUUGGACCUCUUCCUAGGCCAUGUUUCCACGUUAAUUGGACCUGAUCUCAUAUUGACCUAUCCUGAGGAUAGGUCAUCAAUAAUACGUAAAUCUUGGAGAACCUCGUUAUGAUUUUGAUCGGCAAGUAUGUGGCCAAUUGGUUGCUUGAGCGAUCAUUCGUACAUACAAUCCCACAAGCAAAAUGCAAGACUAAACUGCAUGCCUGCAGUUUUUCUUUUUUGAGCCUGCCUGGCCACAUGGUCUUUCCCCUCGCUGUGUGCCUCUAAACUGAUGCUGGAAUACACUGACAGGACUUCUGAGCUCACCCUCAAAGGGGAGAGGGCUCCUGAGUGCAAGCUCUGAAGUGCCAUCAAUGUAUUACAGCAGCAGUAUGCCAGGUAACGAGAGGAGUAUCAACAUUCGAGUAUCAUGCACACAAACGUUUUUUCUUUGCGGACCGUAUCCGGAACCAUUCAAUUCGAUAAGUUUGCAAAAAGAAAGUUACUCUGUGUGCAUAACAUUUCUGUAUGUCUGUUCCACC
Molecule: messenger RNA, 1577 nt
Organism: Bufo bufo (common toad)
Lineage: Eukaryota; Metazoa; Chordata; Amphibia; Anura; Bufonidae
Gene: SMIM15
Product: small integral membrane protein 15
Exons: 2
Coding region: 159-383 (74 amino acids)
Source: RefSeq, a predicted model, not a curated record